Messenger RNA from Fulmarus glacialis (Northern fulmar), 633 nucleotides. Its product is annotated as V-type proton ATPase subunit S1-like. NCBI's taxonomy places the organism in Eukaryota, Metazoa, Chordata, Aves, Procellariiformes, Procellariidae. The annotation marks the transcript as partial. The transcript is spliced from 6 exons. Gene Ontology annotation, cellular component: proton-transporting V-type ATPase complex. The record is from RefSeq and is a predicted model, not a curated record.
AUGAGGCAGCUCUGCUCCGCUGCUCGAGCCCCGCUCUUGUGCACCCUCGCUGUGCUGUUCAAAAUGUCUCUGUCAGUGGACCACGUACCGAUGCUGCUUUGGUCAACUCAGAGAUCACAGUGGAAUCCAGACACUGCUUUGCACGAAGGACACGUUGUCUCAGCACAGGAGCUGACUGUACUCUUGCAACCUGUUUUUACCCAGAAUUCCAGACAACUCAUCUUGUUCCUGCAGGAUACACUUAGCAUAGAUGAUUUCACAUACUUCAGUGAAUCCCAUGGUAACAAGAAUCCAUUUCAAAAUGUUCAGGAAAUUCUUCAGUCGUCUUCUUCAUCUUUAGUUUUGCCAGCUGUUGACUGCGAGGCUACCAGGUAUCUUCUGAGCUUUCUUCAGGAGUCAGGAGAUUGGAAGUUAACAAACAUAACUAAUCUCGAUGUCUCUCAGUUGGAAGUGAAUACACCUAAACCAAACUUACUGGUGGUUCAGCUACAACCACUUGUCAGUGGUUUAAAUGAGAUUUCCACCCUGGAAGCAAUUGCUGAAAAUGACAAAAUAAUUGGAAGACUGACCAUGGAUCUGCAGGAACGAGGGAUUCAUUUUUCAGUAAUUUAUACUGCAAUGAGACCUUCAAGG